Molecule: messenger RNA, 1163 nt
Organism: Cyclopterus lumpus (lumpfish)
Lineage: Eukaryota; Metazoa; Chordata; Actinopteri; Perciformes; Cyclopteridae
Gene: srsf3a
Product: serine and arginine rich splicing factor 3a
Exons: 7
Coding region: 179-655 (158 amino acids)
Biological process (GO): mRNA splicing, via spliceosome
Cellular component (GO): nuclear speck
Molecular function (GO): RNA binding
Source: RefSeq, a predicted model, not a curated record
GAUGUAGCGUGCCCGUCUAUAUCUACGUAUGGGUGGUGACUGUGGACACAAUGAGUUAAGCUAGCAGUUGAACCGGACGGCGUGUUGUCUGCUGCUAACAUUUUUAUCGAACUGCAGAUACAAAGAAGGGCACACCUCACUGUAGGAAUCGAAUAAGAAGAUAUUUUAAUCUGGUGAAAUGAGUCAAAGUGACCAAUUCCCCCUUGACUGCAAGGUUUAUGUUGGGAAUCUAGGAAACAAUGGAAACAAGACUGAGUUGGAAAGUGCUUUUGGGUACUAUGGUCCUUUAAGAAGUGUUUGGGUUGCCAGGAAUCCCCCCGGCUUUGCUUUUGUAGAGUUUGAAGAUCCCAGAGAUGCAAACGAUGCUGUGAAAGAACUGGAUGGAAGACACAUGUGUGGCUGUCGGGUGCGUGUCGAGUUAUCCAAUGGAGAAAAGCGCUCAAGGAGCCGUGGCCAUCCUCCAUCCUGGGGUAGACGGCCUCGCGAUGAUUUAAGACGACGUAGUCCUCCUGUCAGACGCAGGAGGAGGAGCCGCAGUCGCAGCAGGUCUCUUUCAAGAGACAGAGGGAGACAACGAUCUCUCUCCAGAGACAAGAAGUGCCCAAGAUCCAUCUCACGGUCAAGGAGUCGUUCCCGGUCAAAUGACCGAAAAUGAGGACCUCAAACGAUCAUCCAUCUGCGGAUCUUGCUAUGGUUGAGGGAAAAUACUAAUUUUUAUAGUCAUGUUUUUCUUUUCUCCUGGGUUGGUCAAGUUGCAUAUUGUGUAUUGGCAGUCUGUUGAUUUUAACAACAAAGGACUAGUCUUUUUCUCCUAAAGCAAAUUCUAUCUUACCCUGCAUGUUUUGAAAUGGAAUACUGGUUUAUUUAGUUUUACAUUACCAUCCUGUUUUUUAAAUUUUUUUUUUAACCGUUGAAUUAAAGUUCAUGUAAUGUUUUAUUUGCUUUUUUAAAUUCUUGGUUGACUCUUAAAUUACCAGCAAUGGUGUCAUGAGAUGCACCAGUAGGAGCAUACUUUAUACUAGUGAUGAAAAUUGGACUGGCAACAAAUGAUGUUCAAUACUGGCACUGUAAUUUGCAGGCUAUCAAUAAAGCCCAAAACGUCUAAUUCGGUGUUGUACCUCUGUCACUUUUGCAAAUAAAAAUAAAUCAUUAACUCAAUUCAA